CCCGCCCCCCCGGCUGGGCCGGACACUAGCGCUGCCUCCCCGGCUCCGUCGUGGCGGCCGGACGUUUCUCCUCCUUCGCGGCGGCGGGAGCCCAGAAUGGCGAGCAGUACGGGAAGUAAUGCAUUCCUUUCCAGCCAGAAAGCUGCAGUCUCAGAAAGUCCUCGAGCAAAGAAAUCCCAGUAUUCUGAAGAAGAGACAUUUUAUGUGAACUGCAGAGCAGCUUAUCUAACUGUUUUUAAAAGCAGCUUAGAAAACAUUAAAUCAAAGGAACAACUCUGUUUAGUACUACAACAGGCUGGGGGAAAUCCAUCUCAGAAGACAGUUAAUAAAUACUGGACUCCCCAGACAACUGCACUGAAUUUUGAUGAUUUUUGUAUUAUCUUAAAAAAAGAAAAACCAGCUACAAAAACAGAUCUGCUCCAAGCAUUCUUAAAAUUAGAUAAAAAUAAUGAUGGAUCUAUUUUGCACGCAGAACUUCAUAAAAUUCUUACAACAAGAGGUGAGAGAAUGACUGCAGAUGAAGUCAAUGCCAUUACUAAAUUGGCUGAUGUAAACAGUGGGGGCAAACUUGACUACAAAAAGUUUUGUAACUUAUAUAUGGCAACCAAUGAGCAGUGUUGCAAAACUGCACUUGAGAAGCUGGAAGUCGACACUAGAGUGAUGCGUCAGCAGUUUGGAAGUCAAGUUGAAAUUUCCACUGAAGGGGCCACCUCACCAAUAUCAAAGCCAUCACCAAGAACUACAAGGAAAAGUGAUCACAAGGCAACACCAAAAAGAGGUGAAAACAGAACCUCUUCAAGACCCUCAUCAGCUCAAGGUUGUAAAGCAUCCAUUUCUUCCACUAUGAGCAUGGGUGCCAGCAGUAACAAAAAUUCAAAGCUAAUUGAGCCAAACACAGUAAAGGAAUGGCAAUGUGCACAGUCCAAAGGAUGUUUUUACUUAGAGGAAGAUGGUACAAUCAUUAGUCAUAGAUAUAGGAUGCACUUACUUCAGAAAUCAACAGUGUGUAUCACCAUUAAACCUUUAAGUCUUAGCCAGUUAGAAGGAAAGCCUUCCCCGUGGUUAUCAGUGGACACAGCUUUGUAUGUUCUGAAGGAAAAUGAAAGCCAAGAAAACCUACAGCUUGUGAGCUUGACUGAUCAGCAAAAUAAAGAGAUGUAUGGGUGGAAAGGAGAACUUGGAUCUGGAUUUUACUGGCUACUUCCAUUCACAACUGGCUGUAGGCUCAAGAAGGUAAAGAAGCAAAUAACUAGAGAAGUGAAACUGGUUUAUAGAGGGGAAGAUGGAGAGUUGGGCCUUACUAAAGAGUUCAGAACAGCUUUAUCAAAUAUAUUUGAAAUGAUUGAUUUAGAUGGAAAUGGCCUACUGAGCUUGGAUGAAUAUAAUUUCUUUGAACUAAGGACUAGUGGUGAGAAAUGUGAUGAGGAAGCCUGGGCUAUAUGCAAGGAGAAUUUUGACACAAAGAAGAAUGAGCUAACAAGGCAGGGCUUUAUGGAUCUGAAUCUCAUGGAGGCUAAUGACCGUGAAGGGGAUCCCAGUGACCUUUGGGUUACUUUAUUGUCCCUGGGCUUCAAUAAAGCAUUGGAAAUGACAGAGGCAUGCCCCUUUGUCAUUGACAUCUAUGCAGAAAAAUGCAAGCCAAGAAUUAAACCUGUUCAUCUAGAGGCAAACAGCGGGCAGCUUAACAAAGCCAUCUGCAAAUCUGUUGUUAACCAAGGAGAAGCCAAAGUAAUGGAUGGAUGUGAAAGUGUUAUUGUCCACACCUACAGAAGUGAGGCCCGGAUCACUUCUGUUAUUGAAAAUAUGUCUGAAAACAAAGUGAUUAUUCACGUCAACAAUGAGCAGAGUAAGAAUUGUAUAAAUAAUAGGGGACUCAACAUUUUUGCAGUAGAAGUGGCACCAAAAUCCAUGAUGGUUUGUCAGCAUGUGAUGCCUUUGAAUGAGCAAGAAGAAUGGAUAUAUAAUUGCACUCAUUCUGUCUUACUUUAAAUAGCUCUGCCUCAGAACUAAUAGAACAAGAACUAAACCAGGAUUUUUUGUGAUGUAGAGACCAAUAGAUUAAUCUUGUUGACUUCAGAACGAAGAUAUGUGCGGAUCAGUUGUUCCAUAUUUGUGCUUUGCUCCCAUGAUUUCGGGCCAAUGAGUCACAAAUCUACUUAUUUACUCUUGACUUCACCCUUGGCUUAUUGGGACUGCAAAGUCUACAGCCAGAAGCACUUCUGAUUUAAGGGAACUAGAAAUAUAAAUAUUUUCAUUUACAUAAAGUGAGUAUCUUUACUCUACUUUUGCUUGUGAAGAAAGUCUUGAGAGUGAGUAGGGAUAAAAUAAUCACCUGGCCUGCAUACUUCUGCAGCAGAUGUGCAUAUACUAUUUUUUAUAUGAAGAAUGAAUCAUUAGUAUCUCAGCUUAUUCUAAAGAAUCAUCUUACUAUACCCUUCCACAAAUACUUAGCAGGCUGUAUGCGUAAUGGUAGAUAGGAGACAUUAAGAAGGACCAGAGUUGCAAGUGACUGGUUCUAAGAUGUGCCUCAAAAACAACAACCCAACAGCCUCUCCUCCUGCCAGCUGGACAAUCUCACAGUUUGCACCUUCCUCUUCCUCCUGUAGCACUAUCCACCUAGAUGUCCCACCACUUACGGAUCUAAUGUCAAAAAGCACACAUUUGUUUUAAACAUCUUACUCACUGGAUGCCAACUUUGAGUUCUCUUCUCUUUUAAAUCAGGCUUUUGGAAAAUCCAGUUUCUUCUUCCACAUCUCUAAAAUCUGUCCCUUACUCUUUCUUUGUGUUACUUUGCCACAGUGACAGGCUUUGGCCUUACCUUUUGCCUUGAUUAAUGUAACUGUCCAUACUCUGCCCUGUAGACAUCAACCUUUCCUCGCCUACCCAAAACACUGCAACCAAAAUAUUUCUCUUUCUCUUUAGAAUACUACCCCCUUGAAUCCCUGGCAUCCAUACAGCUCACAUGGCAUGUACUCUACUCAGUGCUGAGGAUCUCCGUUUUCCUUUUAUACCACCUUUUGUAUAAUAUGCUUUUUUUUUCCUCCUUAAAGUUUCCUUUGUCUCCCUCUCUUAAGAUUGACUUCAUGCAGCUUCCUCUUCCAUGUGUACCAGCUGCCAUCUCUUUCUCUUGUGGCCACCUACUUAAAGCACACACUUAUGCUGGCCUUUUCCCUUUCCCCAUGGAUGACUGGUGCCAUCUUAGACCAGUCAGCAACCAGGGGGGUUCUACCCCCGGCUGAUGU
Molecule: messenger RNA, 3242 nt
Organism: Gavialis gangeticus (Gharial)
Lineage: Eukaryota; Metazoa; Chordata; Crocodylia; Gavialidae
Gene: EFCAB7
Product: EF-hand calcium binding domain 7
Exons: 14
Coding region: 97-1989 (630 amino acids)
Molecular function (GO): calcium ion binding
Source: RefSeq, a predicted model, not a curated record